GCUCUUGACACGCUGACUGACGGCGUGCCCCGUUUGUGCCGCGUCCUGCCCCCGAGUUCAUUUUACCAAACACGCUGGCCCCAUUCGCCUGAUGCGCUGCGUUGCGUCGAUUCUCCUGCUCAGCGCCCUAAUUUCGGCAGACGAGGAGCACGACGACCCGAACGCUCACUUUGCCGGUGAGGGCGAGUGGACCACGAGGGUUCGCGUCCCAGACCGAGGCUGGACGCUCGCCGAUAAGUCAGAGACGGAGGAGGCGGGCCGGUGGAUACUCCAGCGAGUUUGCAAAAACACGAAUUUUGAGGGGAAGAGGGUGAUUUCGCUCCUCGAGCUCGCGACCUCGAAGGGCGUCUCGAUUGCGCGCGAGACCGCGUACGUGAGCGGCAUUGGCGUCGGCGUGAGCGCUCUGCACUGCGCCGCCUUCAACGGUCGUGCCGAUUUUGUGGAGUCGCUGCUCGCGGCCGGAGCGGAUGUGGCCGGGCGAGUGGCGACGCACAGCAAUGGCGCCGCCUUGAUCACGCCGCUGCACCUCAUAGUCCAAGAGGCGCUUCGCAUCGCCCACGCAGGUCUCGGCCGGAAGUCAACAAAGGUUGAGGGUCUGCGCGACUCGGCGCGCCUGCUGCUGGCUCAAGAGAGCAUGGUGGAAGUAGAUCACGCACGGCGGCUUGCAGAGGAGGGAUGGGACGCAUUUGUCCUCCGCUUGGACGAUGUCAACGACGCCGAGCCGGACAACGACAGCCGGCACAACGGCACGCAACUUGGCACAAAGGAGGAGCUCUAGGGCCGUAGGUAGCUGGGCAACGCACCUGUUCAAGAGGCUAACGCACACGGGACAGGGCCCCGCGGCGUG
Emiliania huxleyi CCMP1516 is the source of this 847-nucleotide messenger RNA. RefSeq lists its product as hypothetical. The coding region runs from base 92 to 778 and encodes 228 amino acids. The transcript has a single exon. Lineage: Eukaryota; Haptophyta; Isochrysidales; Noelaerhabdaceae. Gene Ontology annotation, molecular function: protein binding. The record is from RefSeq and is a predicted model, not a curated record.